UUUUCGUCACUUUCGUCGAAAUAUCCAGCAUUUCCCACCCUUCUUCCCUUUCCUUUCCAGUCCUCACCUUCCCCCAUUAAAAACCUCAUCACAAAACCAUAACCGGUCAUCUCUGCUACUACAUUUCUCACAGUCUUUCUCAUCUGAUAUUUCAGUUUUCAGAGAACGAAAAUGGAGAGCUACUCAGACACCAAAUCAUCUUUGAGCUAUGCUGAUCAUUGCGAGAGCUCAGUCGGAGUUGAUCAGAACUACGAAAGCCCUCGUACUCCUCUCGUGGCGCCGAUCGUUGCAUCUUACAACGACCAGAUUCGUCCCCUUCUCGACGCAGUCGACAAGCUCCGAACCCUCGCGGUUAUGGAGGAAGGAAUCCAGCUUCCCACCAUUGUCGUCGUCGGCGACCAGUCCUCCGGCAAGUCCUCCGUGCUCGAGUCUCUAGCCCGUAUCAGUCUGCCUCGUGGCCAAGGAAUCUGCACCAGAGUCCCACUCGUCGUCAGACUGCAGAACCACACCGAGCCAGAGCCAGAGCUUUAUUUGGAGUACAAAGGAAGAGUGGUUCAGACCGACGAACAGCACCUCGCCGGAGCUAUAAGCGUCGCCACCGACGUCAUUGCGGGAAAUGGUAAGGGAAUAUCUAAGACCCCUUUGACUCUGGUAGUGAAAAAGAAAGGGGUUCCGGAUUUGACCAUGGUCGAUCUUCCUGGGAUAACUAGAGUCCCUGUUCAAGGUCAGCCUGAGAAUAUCUAUGAUCAGAUCAAAGAUAUUAUAAUGGAGUAUAUUGAGCCUGAAGCGAGUAUUAUACUCAAUGUGCUGUCUGCAACGGUUGACUUUCCCACUUGUGAGUCAAUACGAAUGUCUCAGAGUGUUGACAAAACUGGGGAGAGGACUUUGGCUGUUGUGACCAAGUCUGAUAAGUCUCCGGAAGGGCUUUUGGAGAAGGUGGCUGCUGAUGAUGUGAAUAUUGGGCUUGGUUAUGUCUGUGUUAGGAACAGAAUUGGUGAUGAAUCGUAUAUGGAAGCUCGAGCUGAGGAAACUAGGCUUUUCGAAUAUCAUCCUCUGCUUUCAAAGAUUGAUAAGUCGAUUGUGGGCGUACCUGUUUUGGCUGAGAAACUUAUGAGGAUUCAAGCUAGAAGUAUCGACAGAAACUUGCCUGACAUUGAUAAAAAAAUCAAUGACAAGUUGAGUAAGAGUCUCUCUGAGUUUCGAAAGUUGCCCAAGUCAAUUUCUUCCACUGCCGAGGCCUUGACCACUUUCAUGAGGAUCAUAGGUUCUGUUAAGGAAUCACUAAGGAAAAUCCUUCUCAGAGGUGAGUUCCAGGAGUACCCAAGUGAGAAGAACAUGCACUGUACUGCUCGGUUGGUUGAGAUGCUCAAUUGUUUCUCGGAUGAGCUUCAUGAAAGCCCGGAAAGUGAUCCCAAGAGGAAGUUUUUGAUGGAGGAGUUCGAGUGUUUGGAAGAAGCUAAAGAGAUUUCUCUGCCUAAUUUUCUUCCAAGGACAGCUUUUCUUUCCAUUCUCCAGUCAAAGGUCAACGGAAUAUCAACCAUUCCUAUAGCUUUUGUUGAGAAACUAUGGAAGUACUUAGAGGAGGUGGUGGUCUCAGUGUUGAUGAGUCAUGUUGAGGAUUACCACCAGCUCCAGCUCUCGGCAAGAAGAUCUGGACUAAACCUGAUUGAGAAGAUGAAAGAGAAGUCAAUGAAGUGGGUUAUGGAGGUCAUAGAGAUGGAAAAGCUCACUGACUACACUUGUAACCCUGAGUUUGUCAAGGACUGGAACAAGUUCAUGUGCCAAAAGGAAACUUUCAUGGCAGAAGUGAACAACCAGUCACGGUUUCGAAUGGAGUUAGAAGGUUUUGGAUGGAUUGAGUUUGAGAAUUUGAGGCAGUUUCCUCAUCUUUUGGACCAAGCUUUUGACUUGAGGAUGAGGAUUGUGGCUUAUUGGAAAGUGGUGUUGAGGAGGUUGGUUGACUCCAUGGCCUUGAAUAUGAGGUUGAAUCUUGAUAACCUUGUGAACAAGGAGCUGGAAAUGGAGAUUGUGAAUGAGUUGAUGGAUCCUCAUGGGAGUGGGAUUGAGAGGUUGAUGGAGGAAGCUCCGAGUGUGGCUGCAAGGAGGGCAAGGCUGACUGCUACUGUUAACAAGUUGAAGGAAUGUAGAGAGAUUUUGGCUAAGAUCAAAGGCAGAAUUAAUACAACUUGAUUAUGAUUAGUUAAGUACUUGUUAAAGUAGUUUGGUCAUGUUUGAUAUGUUAUGGUGGUUAGUAUUAAUAAUUGUGUUUGUGUGUGGUUUUAUUGUCUUGGCAUGUAAUAUGUUAGUGUAUGGUUUUCUUAUAAUUUUAUAAUAUAAUCCUUGUUUUUUAGUA
This is a messenger RNA of Humulus lupulus (European hop), 2353 nucleotides long. RefSeq names its product dynamin-related protein 4C-like. The record is from RefSeq and is a predicted model, not a curated record. The transcript has a single exon. The coding region runs from base 172 to 2190 and encodes 672 amino acids. NCBI's taxonomy places the organism in Eukaryota, Viridiplantae, Streptophyta, Magnoliopsida, Rosales, Cannabaceae. Gene Ontology annotation, cellular component: membrane; cytoplasm; microtubule. Gene Ontology annotation, molecular function: GTP binding; microtubule binding; GTPase activity.